GAGCAUAAAACGAUAAUAAUGCAGGCCACUGCCGGAUCUUGCCCCCACCGGUCGCCAUCGCAAUCUCCAUCUCUCACCCACAUAUCACCUUUUGCUUACCUGCAAGAAACACGGGUACGGCCUCUUCUUGGCCACCCUAAACCAACAAUCUAAUUAAUUAAUUAAUCACCCAAUGAUGUCGCUCAUGGGAAGAACCAGGUGCCCAGUUAGCUGAACGAACAUUGCCGAGCUCCUCUAUAUAAGCACCCAACCCCUCUUCACCUUUUGCCACCAAUUAAGCCACCCAAUCUUACGAGGACAAUCCGCAAGUUGCAGUUGUCCUAUUGUGAUUGUGCUGCAUCGCCACGCAGAUGGACAUCCAGGUGCUGAGUCAAGCUCAAGAGAGGGGCAGCGACCGCUCGAUGGAGGAGUACCUUCUCAUGCAGCUGAUGGAGGAGGACUCGCCGGCGCCGCCCCUUGACGACGACGUCGACCGCCUGAGUCACGUCAUGCGGUCGCUCGAGGCCGAGAUCAUGAGAGGUGCCGCCGCGACGGGACCCAAGGACGGCGAGGGUUUGACCGGACCACCGGGCGAUGAUAGCUGUAUGAUCGAAGAAAUGCUGAUGGUCGACCUCGAUGGCUACGGCGGGGAGCCGAUGGGGUACUGGCCGGAGGUGCCGCCGGUGGGGGGAUGGUAUUUGUACACGGAGGGGGGAGAAGUUACCAUCCUAGGGUACGAGGUAAGAGAUCAGCAGUACUACUGUGUAGAUCAGGGCUGUGUUGAGCAAGUGUACAGCCCGUUGUGGGAAUGAGAAUCAAGAAACUUAAGACACGGAGUGUCUUGGUGUGUAGAACUAGUUUUUCUCUUCUUUUUUGCCACCAAAUGCACAGAAAAAGUUCGAUCACUUGAGAAAAAACUGAGCAUUCUCCGAGGCUACUGAAUGAAAUUGCUAAUACA
Lolium perenne is the source of this 937-nucleotide messenger RNA. NCBI's taxonomy places the organism in Eukaryota, Viridiplantae, Streptophyta, Magnoliopsida, Poales, Poaceae. The record is from RefSeq and is a predicted model, not a curated record.